CAGCCCUUGUCCCUGAUCGCUUCGGAACGGGGGAGGCCACGCCUCUCCUCGCAGGUGGAGGGGCGUGUGGGUGGAGAGGAGCUUCUGUCUCCCGAUUCUCACGGUAAAAUAAUGGAUGAGGUCGUCGCUGGGGUCAUUCCGGGGCAUGAUGGAGGUUUACUAGAGCAAGAUGAGUAUCGAAGGGGACUGACCCAUGAAGACAUGCAGCUUCCCACUCAGUCAGAUGGAGGGAGGGGAGCAGGACCGGAAAAAACGCUGCUGUUGCCACGUAAAGAGGAAUACCCGGAUGCGAGCCAUCACCAUAGCGAAGGGAUGAAGAUAAAGAAUGGAGGUGAGGAAGAAGAGGAGCAGCAGCAGCACAUGCAGGUUGUGGUGAAGAGUGAGCCACUGAGUUCACCUGAGGCUGUUGAUGAGACUAGCGAUGUUACGUCUCAGGCAGAAGGGAGUGACCAGGUGGAGCCAGUUGGAGAAAAGCUGGAGCUGAGUCCAGAGGGCAGUGAGCGCAGCUACUCCGAUCCCCAGCCCAGCUCUGAGCUGCUGAUUAAAGGAAACAAAGGCUUAGGAGCAGCAGGAGGAAGAGGAGAGGAGCUCUCCUGCAGUGACGCUCUGGAGUCCUCCUCCGGAUUGCAUAUCUCCAGUUUCCUCAGCGCAAAGGCCUUUGCUGGCAGAGGGGCAUCAUCUAAUCUUGCUAAUAGUGUUGACAAUAUUCCCAACACUACAACCGGAGAGUUUCAAGCAGACCACGAUCCUGCUCGCUUCUUCCUCCCAACCGAUUCCAUCAACACUUCAUCUUCCUCUCUGCAGCUCCUUCCGAGCGAUGCACAGAUCUGCUCUGACCUGCAGCCAGAGUCACUUCUUCUGCGGCCACUGUAUGAUGGAAUAGCAUCAUCCUCUUCAUUAGCAACGUCCCGUGGUGGAUCGGUGGACCAGCUCGCGCUUGAGUUCCAGCGAAACAUUUUGGGAUUACAGGCCUUCCCUCGUUCAUCCAGGGGUGGCGCCGGAGGGUGCCAAGCAUACCGGCGCAUCGCUCCCAAAGGUGCUUCAACACUUACAGACAGCCCUCAGCAAUUUGAUGCUGCCUCCUCGUCCUCUUCCUCCUCAAUGCUUCUCAAUGGAGUAAACUUUGAGGGUUCCGUCACCGUAGGUCAAAACGGCGGCAGCUCAAACUUGAACACGCUCCCCCAGUUGACAAGAGCCUCUGCAGAUGUUCUGUCGAAAUGUAAAAAGGCACUUUCCGAGCACAACGUGCUAGUGGUUGAAGGCGCCAGGAAGUACGCCUGCAAGAUCUGCUGUAAGACAUUCCUCACUCUGACGGACUGCAAGAAACACAUCCGAGUUCAUACGGGAGAGCGCCCGUACGCCUGUCUGAAAUGC
This is a messenger RNA of Sinocyclocheilus rhinocerous, 1374 nucleotides long. Its product is annotated as zinc finger and BTB domain-containing protein 5-like. The record is from RefSeq and is a predicted model, not a curated record. The annotation marks the transcript as partial. NCBI's taxonomy places the organism in Eukaryota, Metazoa, Chordata, Actinopteri, Cypriniformes, Cyprinidae. The transcript is spliced from 2 exons.